ACAAAUCAAUUGUAUUGUAAAAAGUAAGAAGUGUAAAUAAAACCAAAAUAUUCCAAUACUAUUUAUAAUAAUUUUAUAGUUAUAUUAAUUUCCAGUGUUUGCUUUACUUUCCGUAGCCUUAUUGCGUCUUGCUGUUCCAUACUAUAAAACAUAACUAGCUCACCUAAGUAGGUGGUAACAAAUGUAUUAAAUUAAAGCGUUGCCUUUAACGUAGCAAUUUCAAUGCGCUCAUCGGUGAGCUAUAUACUAUCACACGCCCCCGGAGAGUCGGUGAUGUCGCACCCUGACUACUCGCAGCAAACUCAACAUCACGCCUGUUUGUUGGUACUUGUAAAGGGUAUCGGGGGCGUACUGAAGAACUUCAACAAACUUUGGGAGCGUAUCCAGAAGGUACAUAACAUAAAAGUCACAGACUCCAAUGGACAAGUAAGAGAUAUCUGGGUAAGAUAUGUUCGCGAUUAUCCAGUUGAAAAUAAUGAUUGGGGAGAUUUUCAGACACAUAGACGACUCCUAGGUUUAAUUACGUUGAGUAAGUUCACAAAUCAAAUAGAACUGAAUGAAGUAUGUAGAGUCCAUGAGUCUCUCAAAGUGAAGUACUCUAACACUCUAUAUGACUCCCGAGCAUUUAUGUUUGGGCCUGGCAAUAAUUUAAAGAAACCUGAGCAAGAACCAGAAACUUAUAGUGCUACAGAAGAUGAUAAAUCAUUGAAGGAAAAAUGUAGCAUUAGUGAUAAAUCAUCAAUACCAGGUGAGCAAGCAGAUAGCUUAUCAUCAACUGAUAGUUUCCCACGUUCAUCAUCAUCUGCUUCAUGCAGUGUGCCUGAAGAGCACUUCACCACUCCAUCAAACUUUAAAACCCAUGCAAUGUUUUAUGGAGAAAAUGAUCCAGUGUUAGAUCUGGAGCAGCAUGUGGCUGACUUGAUAAACUCAUUGUUUUGGGUGGUUGAGUCCAAAAGACUGGAGAGGUCCAAGGAGAAAUUGGAGAAAGUUUCCUUGCUUCUUGCUCCGUUUGAGAAGAGAGAUUUUGUAGGUCUUGAUAUGGAAUCUCGCAACAACAAAAAGAGAUGUAUGGGUCGAGUUACAAAGAAUCUGGCAGAUCUUACAUUACAAGCAGGCUUGGUUGCAGAGUCUCUAACUUUAUAUCAUUCAGCUGCUGAAAUAUUGAAAUCUGUAAACGAUUGGCUGUGGCUGGCUGCAGCUAAGGAAGGUCACUGCGCCGCAUCCGCUAUUCUUAUAUAUCCGAAUCUAAGAAACUCAGCACCACUGCAACGCAAUGCUAGUCUUCAAGAAAAUUCACCCUACAAAAUUAAACCAUUAUCGUUGUAUCAAACAAACGAUCCAUUUAGGAAGUUCAAAGUUAGUUCUUCACCGCUUAAGUCCAAAGUGUCCAGUCCAGUUAAUCCACCCAGUGAAUUAACGCCAUCGUCAUCAGAAAGUAUAGAAACUUCAUCGAGACAAUCCGAAUCUGAAAAUGCUGAUACAGAAUCAUUAGCAUCGACCAGCGAUAUUGAGUACCAAAGCCAAAGAUCAUACUUAACGCCGGAUUUGCCUUCAAUUCCGAGGCAACCACAGUCACAGAUACACAAUCAGUACCUUCUUGGUGGAGAAGAUAUUGCUGAAAAAUAUCGUAUAGCAAUAAUACAUUACAGUAAAUAUCAAAAUGCUGGUAUCAUCGAGACAGAGGCGUGCUUUAAAGCUGCCCGAAUUGCUGUGGAGCAAAACAACAGUUUGAUUGCAUCGGGUUUCUUGCAGAAUGUUAUGUUUAUAAACCUCACUUUGAGUGAACAGGAGAAGAUACAGAGAUUUGAUACUCUUGCUGAGUUGUAUAAAGAAAUUGGUUUUCUACGAAAGGCUGCAUUCUGUCAGCGUUUGGCGGCCACUCGCCAUGUAUGCGCCAACAACCCAAACCCAGAUUGGCAGCGAUGUUAUUUUCUCAUGCUGCACAGUUUUCCAGGACAUAAGCUUAGCUUAGAUCCUAAUUAUGUUAUACAACAUCAAGUUGGCUGGCCAGUGCUGCAGAUCCAGCUGCUGCAGGAGGUGGUGGUGGCGGCGCGGCGCAUGGGCCACCCCGCGCUGGCCACGCGCCACAUGACGUUCCUGCUGCAGGCCAUGUGGCCGCACCUGCGCGCGCACGAGCAGCGCGAGCUCGCCAUACAGCUGCAGGCCCUAUCUGCGCAAUGUGAAGGUGGUCCAGUGCCUCUUGUACUGGAGACAGGCGAGGUGAUCCCGCCCGCUAACCUCACGCACGUGCCGCACUGCUCGCACUUUGCCCCUCGGGCUCUGCCCCCAGCUAGAACACCGCAUCUCAUUAAAUCCAAGCCACAGCAAGGACCUUUCAUAUUCACACCGAUACACUUUGGCAGUUUGGAUAGAAAGGCCAAGAAAGAUGAGGGAAAGAUGGAAUACUUAUGGGUAGAAGACGACAUAUGCGAAGUCCAAUUAAAACUGACAAAUCCAUUACCGUUCGAACUGAAAGUAUCGAACAUGCGCCUCCUCACAUCCGGCAUAGUGUUCGAAUCAAUACCAGAGACAAUAAUUCUGCCUCCAGACUCACCUACAACCGUUAAUCUGCACGGCACUCCCAAAGAAAUAGGGGAGUUGCAAAUUCUCGGCUAUUCCACACAUACAUUGGGAGUAAAGUCGAAUUGUAGGCUUAAAAGUAUGCCAAUGCCGAACAAAUUUCCCGCCUCUUUUACAAUCGAUGUGAUUCCUAGUUUGCCUACAAUCACUAUUGAGACGGUGGUCGCUCUCUCUGGGAACAUUUUGUCCAAUAUGGAAACUUCUGGAAGCGUCACCAAUGUGUCGCUGUAUAAUGGAGAGAGCACGGAAUGCGCUAUUAAGAUUACUAAUACGAGCAACGUGCCGAUUGAAUACUUAGAUUUGUCUAUACAGUCAAACAUGGACAGCCAACUACAAAGCAAAGUGUUCCAAUGGUCCAACGACGACGUUCAGUCGCAGCUGCCGAUCCAACCCAACGACGUAGCGACGAUCGCAAUGAAACUGUACGGCGAAGCCGAUUUCCUAGAUCUAGGCGGCUGUGAUAACCUAUUCCCCAAUAGCCUGACGUCAAACUAUCCGUCUCGCGUUGGAUCGCCGGUGCCGAAUGCGCACGCGUCGUUGCCGACGCAGAGUUCGAACCCGCAAAAUUCGUUGAGCAGCGGACUUAUUAACAGAACCUCGGGGAGUUUCAGAUCUACAAAUUCGCAAACGACAAGUUGGUCUGCGCCGUUAUCGGUGAUGCCACCUUCGAGAGGGCGGCAAGUUGAGGCUCAGAUGUUAAUAAGAUACGCGGGUGGUGCGGGCACGGAGCACUGCCGCCAGUCCACGCUGCAGCUGAACCUGGAGCUGCUGCCCAGCGUCUCCAUCACGCACUGGGACGUGUUGCCCGCUGAAAUCCCAAGUCAGCUAUACCUAGUAUUGGAUAUAACGAAUUUGACAACAGAAGAGAUGGAUCUCCAUUACACGGAUAACAAACACAUUCUCAUAGAGAGCAAGGAGUCUUGCCGAGUGCCAGUGCCGCUUGAUAGGUGCCCAUUUAAUUCUACGCCAAAAUCAGUAAAUGAAGAUACGGUAGAGUCCAAAUCAAUAAGCACUGGAGCUUCGUCGAACUGUCUAGAACUGAUGUGCUCAGAACACAUCACCAACAAUGUGGAACUCCGCUGGAACAUGUUGCAGUCCAACAUCUCGGGACGGGCUUCAGUCAAGGGCAUUACACUGUCUCAAGCCAUGAUUGAUAUUGUUAGAAUGUCUCCAUUGAAUUGGGAGGUGAGCAUAAACAAGCAGUAUAUAAAGCCGCAAGAGGAAUACAGCUGCAACGCAGGAGAAUGUCUGUCUCUCGGAGUCGCCAUUUGGAAUCAUCUAACGCGCCCACUGCACAAACUCUGCUUAUCUGUGCAGUUCUACCAAGAUUACAAUAAUGGCGUGCUAAAUUAUAAACUGGAUAAUUCUGUAGCAACUGCUGGCAAUAAUAAAGUGAUAUUGACAACACUAGAAGAAACAGCCAAAGCGUACCACGAGUGUACCGUCGUAUUUUUAACUCCUGGUGAAUUCAAAAUUGACAUUCAAUGUUCUACCACAGAACCGUUGGCAGACGACCCUAGUGGUAUUAGAGAAAUCGAACACCCCUCGAUCACACCGCCUGGCGGGGAAAUAAGUCACGUUUGGAGGUUCAUACCACCUGUAGCUAUAAGUGUUACUGAUUAAAUUAUUAUAUAAUGUAUUUAAAUAACUAUUAAAUUAUAUACUUUAAAGAUUUUCU
Messenger RNA from Zerene cesonia (dogface butterfly), 4258 nucleotides. It is a transcript of the gene brun, whose product is annotated as protein brunelleschi. NCBI's taxonomy places the organism in Eukaryota, Metazoa, Arthropoda, Insecta, Lepidoptera, Pieridae. The coding region runs from base 223 to 4203 and encodes 1326 amino acids. The transcript has 17 exons. The record is from RefSeq and is a predicted model, not a curated record. Gene Ontology annotation, cellular component: trans-Golgi network.